Molecule: messenger RNA, 6927 nt
Organism: Xiphophorus hellerii (green swordtail)
Lineage: Eukaryota; Metazoa; Chordata; Actinopteri; Cyprinodontiformes; Poeciliidae
Gene: tfap2c
Product: transcription factor AP-2 gamma (activating enhancer binding protein 2 gamma)
Exons: 8
Coding region: 458-1858 (466 amino acids)
Biological process (GO): regulation of cell population proliferation; regulation of transcription by RNA polymerase II; anatomical structure development
Cellular component (GO): nucleus
Molecular function (GO): DNA-binding transcription factor activity, RNA polymerase II-specific; RNA polymerase II transcription regulatory region sequence-specific DNA binding
Source: RefSeq, a predicted model, not a curated record
UUUUUUUCCCGGCCCAAUAGGAUUGAACGUCUCUGUUUCGUCCAAAAGAGGGAGUCAAGUUUCUUAUGCAGCAGUUGUGCCCACUUUCACAACACAACUCCAGAGCGCACUGACCGGAGAGAGAAAGGGGGGUGAGAAAUAUUGUUUGACGACUGUUUUCUCUCACAGUGGGUACGGAGACUCAUAGGCUCAUAGCCUGUCUGCUGUGGGAGCGUCAGUCCGUGGGUCAGUUUGCCCUUGAGCCCUCACCUCACAACUUUGCUGUCUGUUUGCUGCAGCAGAAGAGCAAUCGGCUUCAUGAUCUCAAGGGAGCUCCCAUUUUUUCCACACCUGGAUUAACCCAAGGCGACGUUUUCUUUUUCUUCCUCUUCUUCUUGCUUUCUCGUUGUUAUUUUUUUUUUUAGUUUAUUUAUUUUUAUUUUUUUUAUUUUUUUUGCAACGGAGAAACUCGGACAGAAUGUUGUGGAAACUAGCUGACAACGUAAAAUAUGAAGAAGACUGUGAGGAAAGGCAUGACGGCAACAGCAAUGGGAACUCCCGGCUGCCUCACCUGCCAGCGGUCAGUCAGCACCUCUAUAGCCCGUCUCCUUCCCUCUCACACUCGGCUGGUUCAGACUUCCAGCCCCCGUACUUUCCACCUCCGUACCAGCCCAUCUCCUACCCCCAGUCCACCGACCCAUACUCUCAUCUCAGCGACCCGUUCAACAUUAACUCCAUACACCAGUCGCCUUCGUCGAACCAGCAGCAGCCGUCCUGGCCCGGCCGGCAAGGCCAGGACGGACUCGGGAGGAGCGGACUGGCGAGCCAAAUCUUGGGCCUCGAGGGAGGCUCGUCCGGGGUGAGAAGAGAGGGGUUCCGGCGGCCGGAGCUGCUGCCCCCGCACAGCCUGGACUCUUCUGUUAUUGGUGAUAAUAUGGGAAUUCAUGACAUGGGCCCUGGACUGGAAGACGUUCAGCAUGUAGAUGACCACAGUAUUAUUAUGCCAGAUCAGACAGUCAUCAAAAAAGUAUUAGGACUACGAGGUGGCAGGAACCUUGAUCGCAUACAGAGGACUUAUUAUCAGGGGGGCUUUCUUGCUGGCCCUGUCACAUUACCGAAAGGCAACACGCUGGGCCUUCCCUUCCAGAAAGAGUCACUGCUGGGCAUGGUAUCAAACCCCACAGAGGUGUUCUGCUCCGUACCGGGCCGCCUUUCCUUGUUGAGCUCCACAUCCAAGUACAAGGUUACUGUGGCUGAAGUCCAGAGGCGUUUGUCACCCCCGGAGUGCCUGAACGCAUCACUCCUGGGAGGAGUUUUACGCAGAGCCAAGUCAAAAAAUGGAGGUCGUUCUCUGCGAGAGAAGCUGGAUAAAAUUGGGCUUAAUUUGCCUGCUGGAAGAAGGAAGGCGGCCAAUGUCACUCUACUUACCUCACUUGUAGAAGGUGAAGCUGUUCAUUUAGCAAGAGACUUUGGUUAUGUAUGCGAGACUGAGUUUCCUGCAAAGGCAAUAGCUGAAUACUUGGGCAGGCCCCAUGUGGAGCGCAACGAGGUCAACUCUCGCAAGAACAUGCUCCUCGCUGCUAAGCAAAUCUGCAAAGAAUUUACUGACCUGCUCACACAGGACCGGUCACCGUUAGGAAACUCAAGGCCGGCGCCCAUCUUGGAGCCUGGAAUCCAGGGCUGCCUGACUCAUUUCAGCCUCAUCACUCAUGGAUUUGGUUCUCCAGCCAUAUGCGCUGCAAUGACCUCCCUCCAGAACUACCUAAAUGAGGCGCUCAAACAAGUGGACAAGAUGUACUUGAGUUCUGGCAGUGAAACCCAGGGAUCCUCGGAGAGCGGGAGCAAGUCCACUGACAAGAUGGACAAGCACAGGAAAUGAGAGCUCAAAAGGAGAAAACCUGAAUUUCACAAUCACAGAAUACACUCAUUCUUGCUGCCCUCUCCCUGUUUUGGACUUUUUGAAACUUAUCUUUAGUAUUACCAUUUUGAGAGCUUAUUUUGUAUGUGGGUGUGUAUGUGUGCUUCCAAUGUAAAUGUAUAUUUCUACAAAACUUUGGAUUUGUCACAGAUGGCUACACGUCGGUAAGUGCUGACUCCAAAUAGGGAAUUCUGUGGACUCGGCUUUUUGGGAGCUGCUUCUGUGAUGGUUAAACAUACCAUCAAACAAUAGCGAUCCAGUUCCAUAAAAUUCCAACUCAACUACAGUUUUCUUUAAAGGGGGAUGGGAACAAGUGCAUUCAGUUUUUUUUUUUCUAGUGGACAUCAUCUUAAGAUGAGUUGCAAUGGCUGUGAAUUCCACUCAGCACCCCUUCUCCUUGCCCUCCCCCUUCAGUCUGGAGGCAAAUCCACUGAUUUCCUGUGUCUCAAUGGACCUGCAAAGGACAAUUUUUAAGUGUGUGUGUGUUGUGUGUGUUUAUGUGUGAGAGACAGACAGAAAGGAAGAGACAUAGCGAAAAAAUGAGAUACAAAAAUACACUCUGUUGUCUUUGUUUUUGUAUUAUUAUUAUUAUUUUGUACACCCCGCUCUGACUCCAGUGUUAUCAUGCUUUGCUUAAUGGGAGACAUUUGAGUCUGGCAAGAAUUUUUCAGUCAGUGCUCAUUCACAAAUCAGAGACUUUAAAGAUGCUACAAAAGACGCCUUGUAAGUGUUUGUGUGGAUGACAGGCAUUCACACAAUUCUGUUCUCCAACAUUAGUGUUUGAAAGCAUGAGGUAACAUCAGCCAAAUAUCAAUCUUACUAUGAAUGCGUGUCGUAAGAAUGUGUGUACUUGUACAUAUUUCUUUCUUUUAAAAUGUUUUUAACUAGACAUUAAAUUCAAAAUGUCAAAACAUAGAAUUUUAUUCAAUUUGUUUUCCUGGAAUGUAAAUAUAUAUUUUUUAAUUUAUGUUGUAAUUUAAUGGGUUUGUGUAAAUAAUAGCAUCAUUGAGGUAUAUGGUCUAACUUUUUACAGGAUGUGUUAGAAACUUUUUAAAAUGGGUUAGAUUUUUUUCUCAAGUAGAGUUUAGGAAAUGGGCAUGAUUUGCCUUUUUUGUUAAAGAUGUAAAAAAAAAUGUUUCAAAGUUCCAGGAUCAAAUACAAAUAAAAAAUGAAAGCCUGAAGCCAGAUCCGGUGUGCAAGUGAUGUUGCCCAGAUCACAGAAACACACAUUUCCCUUUUUAUGGCCUAGUUUCUCAGCAAUAGUUCACAGAAAAUGGUUAAGUCAUGUGUUGGAAGAUUUCCCUGUAGAUAAACAGCCAAAGAAAAUUCCCCCUACCAAACUAAUGCGAACAGUAGUCAUCAUUAUUUGCUCUCAGUUAGCUUCACAAAUAGGCUGUGUAGCUCAUUGAAGGCGUAGACCUCAACAGCGCAUCAUGUGAGGGACAAAGAUGUGUUGUGGAGAGCAGGCAAACGACUUGUUUAUUUUUGAACUAAGAAAAUGGUUGAUGGUGAUUUUAUCUGAAAUUUUCUUGGCUUCUUGUUGCUCAGGUAGUUCGGCUCCCAUGUUAAUCUGGAUUUCAAAAGUUACUUUUAAAGAAAGGCCCUCAUUCUUAACAACUUUAAUUUAUCUCAGUAAAUUAAAGUAUAUUGGCAUGAAUUUUUAUAAAUUGUGUUAUAUAAGACAAAAAGCAUAGACAAUGAUGUACAAGUUCAUCUCAAUACAUUAGAAUGUUGUUGACAAGUUUUUUUUGUAUUAUUUCAGUAAUUCAGGUCAAAAACAGAAUUUAGUAUAUUCUGUAGAUUCAAUACACAUAGACUAAACUGAAUAAACCGAAACUGAAAACAGACUAAAAUACUCAAAGUGUGUAUUUUAUGUUAUUUUUUAUAAUUACAAAACACACCAAAUGAAACCUCAAGUUCUCCUUCUGAAAAUUAUUUUUUACACAGCAUUCUGUUUAAAAACAGAAUGCGAGUCUAGUGAAAAGUAUGUCCAUGUAACGAGCAUGGUCAAGGCUCCUUCUCCAAGAGUCAAAACAAAUUUGUCUUUAGCAGUGCGUAUGCCUAUUGCUUGUCUACCUUUUUUUUCCCCCUUUCACUAAACUACCAUAUGGAUGCAUAACAUAUUAAUGGAUUAUGACAUAAUAUUUGUGCAAUAAAAAUAAUUAUUUAAUUGGUAUUAUUCAAAGGCAAAUAUUCAAAUGUCUGAAACAAAAAUUUGUGCCAAGUUGGAGGUCGCAAUUAUCCAAAUUAACAGAAUAGAAUGCUUGAAAUAAAACUCACUCAACGCAAUAAAUCUUUAUAACGUCCUUUAACUUUUUGAAUUGAGUUACUGAAAUAAACAGCUCAUUGCGAUGACAUUAUAAUUAUUGAGAUGCACAGUCUCUAAAAUCACAUCAGCUGCAACUUUACUGGUUACAUUGCAUAAGUUCAUUCUUUGUGUCAGAAAGUCAUCUAUGUUACACGUUGGUUUUUAUGCAAAAAUUUAAACUAAAGCAACAAAAAAAUACCUGAUACUUCAGCCACAUGUUGCAAAAAGGUUUGCAAUGUUGAAGGUUUUCCUGAGUUACAGUUUUAAGAUACAGCAAACAUGUAUUGUCAAGCUAAUGUGGCGCCUCUCCUUUUCUACUCCGUUGUUGUUUCAGUGUACUGCUACAAGUUUCCCCAUACUGUUGAGAGCACCUUUGAUGUCUGUGAGAGACUGAUGAAAAACUGUUGACAAGCUAGCAUAGGAAACAAGGUUGCUUAAUCAUCACUUGCCCAGCCAGUCCACAUUGAAUCAUAUUGUCUGUCUCUAUGUGUAUCAGGAGCAGUUUGAUAAAUAUCAGUGACAGAUGCAAAGUGGACAAACUUCUAAAAUUGACUUUAGUAGGUGCUGCACCAAAAAAAAGUUGAAAACCUAAGACAGAAUGCAUGUGAUCUGUUAAUGUAUUUAUUUCUACUCUAUUAAUGAUACCAAUGCAGUAUUGACAGAAGAAAAGCAUUUUGUACUUAAUUUAGAGAGCUAUUUUCAAAUUAUAUUACUUUUAUUUUUACAAUGUUAUCAUUUUUAUCUACUUUUCUCAGAAGUACGGCCAUGGAGGUCAGUAGGAGAAACCAAUUUUUGACAAAAAAACAAAAAAAAACAAAACAAAACAUGUCACACAGUAAAGAAGCAGCAGCAGUUGCACUUAGCUGUAGAUCCCUUGCAGUAAGACAAGUAUCAGCCUCUCCCCUCAGAAACCAGUCUAACCAGACCUGUCAACCUGAACCCAGUGGCUCAAAGCCCUCACAGCAGUUGACCUUAACUGCCUUCAGUUAUUCAUGUUAUGCCGUAUGCAUGGGCCUGAAAGAGUAGAUAAUUGCAGGGAGAGCAGAUGAUGGUGCAAGCUAUAGGCGGAGGAAGAAAAAAAGCAGGACUGUUUGAACACAAGUUGAGUUAACACUUCCCUAAGUCAAAAUGUCUUUUUGAACAGACAGAACUGAUUGUUCGCCUUCUUAUUAGUUGUCUUUCAGGCUGUCACUCAGUCACAUAAGAGAGUUUUUGUUUUGGAAGACACACAAAUUCCAUUCACUUUCAUCGUCUAUCGUCUGCAAAGACAAUCUUCCAUCGGCAAGUUUGAAGGGCUAAAGCUGGCUAGAGCUGCCAAAGGAGCAGCCAAUGUAUACAGUUAAAACCUGUGAUCAUUGCCACCAAGUGAAAAAUGUUUUAGCUGCAAGCUGCAAGUGCACCUGUUUUCCAUGUGUCAUCCUUUUUCGUGUGAUUUCUAAAACUUUGGCAACAUGAAAACUGGUCAAACACUCUAAACUGUGAGCAAGGGUGAGCAAUUCCCAUAUGACACACCUAAGGUAGCUGGGAACUGGAGACAAGCGUGAGCUUGUUGAUCUCAUUCACCACUUCUAAGAACAAAGAGAAGGACUCAGAAACCUCCUUAAUUGGAGAUAUAACUGACAUGCUAAUGUAAUCUUUACAUUUCAUUAUGAAGGCCUUGGGCUACUUGUCAACUCCAGCUUCACUGAACUGUAGCUGUAGUUCAAGUUAGCUCUGACUGCAUGACCUUUUAAUGUAGGUCGUGGCAAGUCACAUGAUGAAGCUCAAAGGACAGAAGAAAAAUGUGCCAAAAUGGGAAUAACUUGAUGUCAUGUCUACUUUUUUUCAAUUUUACCACAUGAUCUUGUGUUUCAUUAAACUAUUUUUCAUUGUGAUUUCAAUCACCUCCAAACAGGGAGAUACAUACAGUAGAAAGAAUUGUGUCAAUGCUUUUCCUCUUUCUUUUUGUAAUAAAUUUCAAAAGAUUUACCCCAAAUAUUCCCAGAUACUUUGCUGUUAACUUUUACCCUUCUCCGUUUAGUCAACCACUUCCUCUCAAGAAAUGUGUUUGAAAUCUGUUGUGCAUUAAGGCUCGUUUGCAGCCAGACUAAUCGCUCGCUUGCAGUUCCCAACCACCGAAACCACUUUAUGAGUUAAACUAUAGUCCUAACAUCCCAAGUCAUAAAAGACAAGUCAGAAAGAUGAUGGUAGUAGAUUCUUAUCUGUAAAUCACCAUUGGUUUUAAGCUUGCUCCUGGUUCUGUGAAGAUAGAAAGCAUUUGUAUCUCUUUGUAGAUCUAUAAACAAUAGAUUUCUUUUACUUGCAUCACAAAAUAUGAUUAAAGAGAUCUCAACAAAUUUACCAGUGUAGACAGAGUUUGGAAUUUAAUGCAUUUUGGUCAGUAAUGGAAAGAGUUGUAACUGCCAAGUUAAAAAUAUUUGAGCUGUUAAAAAUAAUAAUUUAUGUUUAAAUUCAAAUUUGUGCAAUUAGGGGAAACAUCACUAUGUUUAUAAUUUAUAUAAUGAACUUCAAGUUAAAACAUCCAUCCGUGCAUCCUUCUAUUGCCUAUGCCUGCUUUUCUUUUUAAGGUCGCUGGACAGGGUUGUGAGUCCAUCAAGGGUCAGCACACACUCACUCAUAGCUAAAAACAACAUAGAAAAACCAAUUGCCAGAAAUGUUUUUGGAUUGUGGGAGGAAGUCAGAGUAUCUGGAGAGAACCCACACAUGGAGAACAUGCAAAUAC